This is a messenger RNA of Lobosporangium transversale, 2207 nucleotides long. RefSeq lists its product as hypothetical. NCBI's taxonomy places the organism in Eukaryota, Fungi, Mortierellomycota, Mortierellomycetes, Mortierellales, Mortierellaceae. The record is from RefSeq and is a predicted model, not a curated record. The transcript has a single exon. The coding region runs from base 182 to 2197 and encodes 671 amino acids.
AUUUAUCAUUUAUCAUUUGCAUUAGCAUUUCUCAUUCAUUUUCGUUUUAUUCAUUUUCAAUCCCAUGCAUGCAUUGCUACAACCCUUUCUUUAAGCUCCAUUCUAUUCUUUUCAUUUUUCCCUCCAUCCCUUUUAGACUUAUUGACGACACACACUCUCUUUCUCUCUACCUCUCUUCACUAUGCUGUCCACACAGCCACGAUCUUUCGAUGUACUUGGCUCGUUCAAAGGCCUUUCUCUCGACUCUUCUACUUCUCAUGUUAACAAUGAUAGCGAUAAUAACAACAGCACCAGCGAUGGCGCCUUUCGUUCCACUACUUCAACAAGAUCAAAGAUUUUACCCAAAGCAUUCACGAGAGUUGCGAAGUUACAACCCAACAAUAGUACAAGUCUCUUUGACAACAAACAAAUCAAAACCACAGAAUCCAAUUGUACUGCACGAAGAGACUCGGGCCAUUGUGAAGACGCUAACGAUAGCACUAAUGCUUACCAGAUCAGCAAAGGCCUUCAGCGCUUCAGACCAAGCUUACCCUCAUUCAACAGCCAAGACUCGGACUAUCUAGCUCUCCCUGCUCAACGUGACAGCAAAAAAAUCACUUGCUCCUACUCGACUUUUACCAGAAUCCCAAAAUUGCCGAGUAAUAACAGCAAUAACACGAUUAUCCAUACUGGCAGCCCUUGCAACAGCAGCAGCAGCUCCAAUUUUGGCAGCAAUACCAACAAUGGCUAUCAUCAUAUCCUAAGCAGUUGCGACACUAAAAGUAAUCACAACAAAAAUAGUUUUGGCAGAGCCGCAUCUGCUCUGUCUCUGUCGCUCUCACUUUCACCGCCACCAUCGACAGUGCCUCCUCUUUCCUCUGCGUCCUCAUGUUCUUCCGCUUCGACUUGCUCUCCCUCAGCUUCUUCACCGCCCACACGCUUUGUUUUCCCGACAAAUGCAAAUUGCAAGAACUGGUGGUUUGAUACUGCUCUGGUAGAGACGCCACCUCAGCUGGAGGAAAGGUUUAAUUUUGAUGGAAAUCUAAGCUCAGGAUCAUAUCGCUUACCCACGAGUACAGAUAUAAGGCCCUUUGAUAGUCUCGACCACUAUCCCACCCCAUCUUGCUUAACUGAUGGGCGCUCGCAAUACAGUUCCAUAAAUCAGCAUAUCCCAACAACGUCACCAUCAUUACCAGAGAGCAAAGGACCAUGCACUCUGGAGUUCCAGGGUCAACAACAGCAGCAGAUAAAGAGGAGAGAAAAAGAGGAGGAAGGGGAGGAGAGCAGACACCAUUCUCUACCGCAGACCUCACACCAAGGAUUUCAACAGAUCAAACCUAACACCAAUACCAACACGUCUACAACACAAGCCCACUUCCUCAACCGGCCCCGAAACCCUUCCCCACCACCGGUUCUGACUGGGUUCUGCUCCCUCUCCAAGAAUACCAUCAAGAGCAGUGGAGAGCCUUCGCCUCAGGAUUAUUUGGGUGAAACUGACUUACCAUAUCCAAUGCCUUCAACUCUUCAGGAGAGACAGGCGAGACAACGUAAGCGGGCGGAGCAGCUACGACAACUAAAGAUCCGGGAAGAGCGCGAGGCAAGGGAGAACAUUAUCAAUCAUAUCAAGAACAGCAGCGGGGGGCGCACAUAUGGAAGUCGUCGUUCAACAUUGAGGGUGGGGUUGGGAAUGCGCCGUAGGGGCGCUUCAUUCAGCGCAGGAAUGUACGGUAUAUACCCUCAUUCGUACUCAUGCACAGGAACUGGAACCUCAUUCACUCCCGGUUCACCAUCCUUGUCUCGUCCGCUCUCGAUGUCGCUAUCAUCUUGGAUGAGUGGUCACGAUGAUCAGAAUACUCUUUAUCAUUUUGAUCAUCGCCAGCAUGCGCUUCUCAAACGUUCACCAUCCUCUCCAGUGAGGAGUAUCAAUUGCUUUAAUGACAACAGCAUCAACAACAUUCGAAGUAACGAUAAUAGCAAUAAUAAUGAGCAUAAUGAAAAUAAUGAAAGUAGCUGUAACAAACCCAAGCCCAAAAACAAAAGUAACGGCGACAUUCCCAGAAAACCUCGCAUUUGCGUUGGAUUCGACCUGCAGAGGACUAAAGUUUUUGAGUAUGAGGUUGGUGAGGCAUGGACCCCAUGCUCCAACUCUGCGCCGCCAUCACCUACUGCUGUGCAUAGUGCUGAAGGAGCACAGGGGUAUUUUAGUCUCUACCGAUGAGGAAGCCAAC